UCCAUAUAUGAGCACACACACACACACAUUCUUACGUCUGGUUUCUGCUCUCGCUACGCCGCUACGUCGGUGAGCCUCUUUUUCGAAAAGAGCUUCUUCUUCUCCUUCUCUCAUAGAGCGUCAAUAUACGGAAAAAAAUUUGUUUGAGUGCUUUUUAUAUGUGAAAAUCUUGGUUAAAAUAUUUGUAAGUUAUUAGUGACAAUGGCCGAUAACAAUAACAGCCGAGAAAGCCAUAAUGCGGCCCACGUGUUACCAACUGACGAGAAUAGAUGUGGUACAUACAAGAAUUAUGUGAAAGACGGUUCAAAAAAUGAGAUUCCAUCCUCCACGUGGUAUCGGUAUAAAAAAAUACAUCGAAACUCGAAACAUCAGUCUUCUGAGCAAACGGUUUCUGUAAAAGAAAGUAACGUUGAAGAGAUGAUGGAUGUUUCAUCUAUAGAUACGAAUUCUUCGUCUAUAGUAUGUAUAGAAAAUGAAAAUAGUGAAGAAAAAAUGGAGCAAGAAGACUUGGUUCUGAGUUCUGGAAAGGUAUCACCGACUUUGCAGGAGCAAAAAGAUAUGGAUUUUACUGAAACAAAUAUAACAGUGCAAGAAAAAGAUGAUAAUUAUGAAGAGAUUAUAAACAGUAGUACAAUUAUAACUGCGGAAGUACUUCAAAAAGUUCAUGGUAUCAUCCAUUCUUUAGAUGAAACUGUUGAAAACUCAGAAGAAGAGAAAAAUUAUGCAGAAAGUGAUAAUGAAGAAGAUAAUUUCUUUUUGGAUGCUCUUGAGGAAAAUGAUUGGUUUUUUUAUUUCGAAGAGGAGAGCAGCAUAGGUCAAUCUUCUUUUCCAUCACAACAGAAAUACUCUACACUGGACGAAAUGAUAGAUGCGCCUGAAUUUAACACUCCAAUAACAGCAACAAUUACAAAAUCGAUUGGUGAAAUUAUUCUUAUAAUUAUUAAGUAUUCUCUCGUCCAUUCGUUAUCAUUUACUGCUACAUUUAAUUUAUUCCGUCUUAUUAAUUCUAUUUUUGAAUUUCCCAUUUUACCAAACACGAAAUACUUUUUAGAUAAACUAUUUUAUUCAAAAAAGUAUAUAACUUUCCAUGCAAAUUGUACUCAAUGUGGCGAAUAUAUAGGUACUUUUGAAACCAAUCGAGCUCAAAUCGUUCGGUGUGCAAAGUGUCAAAUUUCAAUUAAUGUUAAAGAUUAUGAUUACAAAAACUUUUUUAUCGCAAUGGAUCCAUCUUUUCCAAUUUCGCAAUUAUUAGAAACUAAUUCGGACUAUUACAAUUAUGUAGUGAAAGACAGGGUAGGAAAAGAAAACUGUUUUAACGACAUUUACGACGGUAAGCUCUAUCGAAAAUUUGUCAAUUCAUUAAAUGAAGAAGAUAAACAUAACUAUGCUACAGUAUCAUUCAAUACAGACGGAGCUCCUUUGUUUGAGAGCUCAUCUUGUACUAUUUGGCCAAUUUAUCUAAUGUUAAAUGAAUUGCCCUUCAACGUUAGAAGUAUAGAGUUGAUUUUAGUAGGACUUUGGUUUGGCAAAGACAAACCAAAUAUGAGCAGUUUUCUUCUUCCUUUUGUUCAAAGUAUGAAUAAUCUAGCAACCAAAGGAGUUGCAUGUAUUAUUAACAAUGUCGAAUGUAUAAUUAAAAUUUUCGCUUUAGUUUGCUGUGUUGAUGCAGCAGCACGAGCUCCAGUACAAGGUUUUAUAAAAUAUAAUGGCAAAUAUGGUUGUGGUCAGUGCCUUCAUCCAGGAAAAUGGAUUAAAAAAUCAAAAAAUGUACGUCAAGGUUGCAUUAAAUUUCCCUUGUUAAAAGAAGCUGUAAAAGAUAGAAGUCUCUCUACUACCAAAAGGCACACUGAAACGGCUACAGAAAAAAAACCAGUGUUUGGUGUUAAAACGCGUUCCCCUUUAUUAGAUCUAUUGGCUUUCGAUUUAAUUCGUGGUUGCGUUCCAGAUAGUAUGCACCUAGUAUCUGGUAUUGCAAAGCAAUUUUCUAUUAUGUUGUUUGGAACUAAAGAAAAAGUAGGUUUAAUCACACGUAAAUCUAUAAAGGAUAUUGAUUCAUUUUUGACAAACAUUAAAUCUCCUCAUCAAAUCGGAAGAUUGUCGCGUCCAUUCUCUGAAAGGGCAUAUUGGAAAGCGAGAGAGUGGGAAAAUUGGACUCUUUUUUAUAGUUUACCUAUUUUCGAUAAAAUAUUGCCAAAAGAGUAUGUAAAUCACUGGGCCCUAUUCGUCGAAGCCUUAUACAUUUUGUUGCAAGAAGAAAUAACGAUUUUUGAAAUUGAAUUAGCCGAUCAAAUGUUACAUGAAUUUGUAGGUGGAACAGAAAAGUUAUAUUCGAAAUGGGCGAUGACUUUUAAUGUUCAUUCUUUGUUACAUUUAUCAAGGAAGCGUGAAAAACUGGGGACCAUUAUGGGCUCAUAAUGCAUACGCAUUUGAGUCAGAAAAUGGAAAAUUGUUGCGGUCGACUCAUUCAGCAAAUGGAAUACAUCAUCAAAUAUGCCGUAGAGUAAGCUUACAAUAUUCUAUGAUUAUGUUAAAAA
Molecule: messenger RNA, 2534 nt
Organism: Leptopilina heterotoma
Lineage: Eukaryota; Metazoa; Arthropoda; Insecta; Hymenoptera; Figitidae
Exons: 5
Coding region: 202-2415 (737 amino acids)
Source: RefSeq, a predicted model, not a curated record